Messenger RNA from Linum trigynum, 3225 nucleotides. The record is from the annotation of a GenBank genome assembly. Lineage: Eukaryota; Viridiplantae; Streptophyta; Magnoliopsida; Malpighiales; Linaceae.
CGAUACUAUGCCAAAAAUCUGUUGAUGUCAAUAAUUCGAGUUGUUAGGAUAAGACUAAUUAUGAAUCAUAUAUCACUCUCUUACGUGGAUAAUGUCAAGAACCAGUUAUUAACACACUCUCUCAAACGAAAGCCACCAUAUACGGGCUUGAAGUUUGCACAGGUCCGGACAGAACACCAUGUGCUUAACAGAAACAGAUGGGGUUAUCGGGAUUCGAACAAAAGACGACCUCUCGAUCACAUAAACCUCUGAUACCAUGUCAAGAACCAGUUGAUCCCAAUAAUUCGAGUUAUUGGGAGAGGUUCAUGUACCAUUUUAUUGACAGAUAACAUAAAAAAAAUAUAUGUGACAAGGGGAGCGGUUUGGCUAUAUAUAUAGCAAGUGGCAGAGAACGAUUUGCAUAGUUCUGGUCACUGCUGCUUUGCCCCAAAAAGAAGAGGAGGAAGAGAAGAGAUGGCCGCCACCGCCGUCGUCGCCGCCGCACUCAAAAGCGCUUCUGACCGGCGAACUAUGGAUUAUGACCCAACUGUGUGGGGUGACUUCUUCCUGACCCACGUCCCCCAAACUGUUGAGGUGGUGAAGGCUUGGGAGGAACAAAUCGAAGUGCUGAAGCCAGAUGUGAAGAGGAGAUUAUCAGCUCCGAUAGACCAUUUAGCAGAAAGGCCGAAUCUCAUCGAUGUAGUUGAGCGACUCGGCCUCGACUAUCAUUUUGAAGAAAAAAUCGACCAUGUCAUGCGACAGCUGGUUCAUCAAAACAACAAUAUUGACGAUACUGACGAUGAUCUCAACACUGUGGCGCUCCAUUUCAGACUGCUAAGGCAACACAGUUACAAUGCCCCAAGUGAUGUAUUCUACAAGUUCAAGACGAAUGGAGGAGGGUUCAAGGAAGAGAUGGUGAAUGACAUAGAAGGGAUGUUGAACUUGUAUGAAGCUGGAUAUCUAAGGAUCAAAGGGGAGGGUGUAUUGAACGAAGCUAUUGAGUUCACAAAGUCACAUCUGACUGCAAAAGCUGCCGAGUUAGAGUCCCCUCUCGCAGGCCGAAUCGCUCGUGCUUUGAAAAGACCGCUUCGGAAGGUAACAGAUAAGUGUGAGCACCUGUUUUUCAUCUCGUUUUACGAGAAGCUCGCGAGCCACGACCUAGCCCUCCUCAGACUGGCCAAGUUGAGCUUCAACGUGCUGCAUAAUUUGUACCAGACCGAGCUGCGAACUCUCACCAAGUGGUGGCUGAAGUUGGAUACUCCAACGAACCUGCCCUAUGCAAGAGACAAGCUGGUGGAGCGCUAUUUAUGGGCUUUGGGAGGACCGUGGGAGCCCAAGUAUUCUGUAGCCAGACAGUUGGCUGCCAAAAUGACUCAAUUCGGCACGCUAAUGGAUGAUGUAGACACCACAUUUUGUCCGGAACAUUCAUGCUAGUUAUAUAUAUACAUAAACAACUAAUUGUAGCAUCACAAUGAUAUUUGGGGAAGGAAGUUUGAAAUAAUUUGGUUAAGACUAGCAGUAGCAAGUCAAUAUGAACCCCGCUCAUAUACAAUCCAAGAAUCAAUUCGAAUGGACACGAGGAUAAGUACUAUUUUGAAGCUUAAUACGCUUUAGGUUUGGGUUUGAAUUUGAGCAUUGGUUUACAAUGCAUAGAAGAAAAGAACAAAUCAAUAAAUACAAAAAACAUACUUCGCCAUUUUAUUUCUUCCAUGAUACAUUUGAUCGGGAAUUACAUAGAUAACAAAGGAAAGAUAGUAAUUAAAUAUAUGCAAUUAAAAGACCACUCCUUUAUAAACCGUGGACCUGCAACAGAAGAGAAGAACUAGUCAGUUCUCAAACCCAUACACCAGGUCCACAAUUUAAGCCCAAACCAAAGUAGUUCAAGUCCAAGAAGUAUAAAGCCAGUUUCUUUUCAAGCCCAAACAUAAAUCAGAUCAGGCCCAACUCGGCCCAAACCCGACAGGCCCAACUCGGCCAACUGGUUCGAUCCAGAGACCAGCCCAACAAUCCGACCCAGACCAGUUUGGUCUAACCAAAUCCUAUCUACAACCGACCAGGCACACUCUUCAAAGUCAUAUUAAAAAAAAUUGGACGAAUCAAAUAGUGACAAGUGGCGGUUUGAUUUAGCUAUAAGUAGAGCUCUUCAGCUCUUGAUUUGGGGGGACGAAAAAAAGACAGAAUGAGAAAUUUCUAAACACACUGAUUUCUUCAUUACAACAGCAAACUCAGUCAAGAAAUCUCAGGGGAGCAGCAAUCAACGAAGUGUUCUUCGAGCAGAAAUCCCAACAAGGUUGGUGCUUUUAACUCUACUUCCAUGAUUCGCGAUUUAUUUCAUCUCAUCUAGCAUCGCUUUUACUCUAUCGUUGUAAUCGUCCAUCAACUUGCCUACUCAUAUUAAAACGAUUUACUUCGUGCAAACCCCUUUUCAUUCAAGCGCUCUAUUUAUUCAUACCAAGUUCACUCAUGUAAUUUCUUUUCGGAUUAAGAUGAGUUCAAUUAAGCGCCUCCAUGCUUUUACAUCAAUUUCUUAUUUAAGUUUUGUCGAUUGAUUAGAAUACUGACUAUAACAACUAACAGUAGAAAGUAAAGUAGACAAACUUUAAAGAACCAAAACCUUUUUCUCUUUCGUAUAUUGGGGGUUAUGAUAGGUGUGAUCUGGAUCCAAUAGGAUCACCCUACAUAAUUAUAUUUCAUAUUUCGAACUCCACUUUGGCAAAGUCACAAGCAGAGGCAGUGAUUUUUAGUUGCCAAAAUUAUCUAUUUUAGAGCAUAUUAAUUACUUCCCAGUUAUAGAAAAUUCAUUUUUUUUUCUUUUCUUUGUCAUUUUUAGAAAAAUCUAGCAUCCCACGAGUUACUUCUAAAAUUAUCCAUCAAACCACCAAGCAUGAAAACAUUCGAGAUCAUCAAACGCACAUACAACAUAUUUUCGAACCACAGAUCUGUAGGCUAAAUCUAAACCGCACACAAUCCUUUCCAUUUUUAUUUUUUCAGUUUAACCUCCCUAGUCAUACCAAAACCGAAGUUAGAAGAGCCUUACCCAGAUCUGGAUUUAUUUCUCAAACCUACAAAAAAGAACGAACUAAAUUAAUUAUUUUUGUUGAUAAUAAAAAUGAUAGAUUAACAUAUAUUAAGGAGCCGAAGUCCUACCUUUUUUUUUUUUUUUGGAGACGAAGAUCGUCAUCGGCAGGAUCUCGCCGCCGACCACAUCCAAAACACAAGAAAAUGAAAUAAAUAUUAGUCGAAUCC